AAUUUCUAUAUCCGGUUAUUACAGGCACGUGCUCCUUCCCUAAAGAUGAUGAAACCAAAGACGAUCUCUCUUCAAAAACAUAAAAAUGAUCAAUUCAACAGAUGGCGUGACUGAUAGCAGUAAUUCUGUUGUUAGCUGUUAGAAUCAAGAGCGCAGGCUGUGUUUGUAUACUUUUAUGCUUGGGAAAAGAAAAUAGUUUGGACAUUCAAUGCUAAUCAAACGCUUUUCUGUGACUUUGCUCACUGCUUCAUUCAAGAUAUAGAUGUCAUGUCAAAAACUGAAAAGAAUCGAUUAAAACGCUUGACGAAACGAUUGGAAAGGAUCAGUCGCAAAUGCAAAACAAAGCCAAAAGCGCCUGUAAAACCUGAAAAGUACUGUUCGUGUGGACCGAAAGUUCGACUUGAAGAUUUAGUUAGUCUUGAUUGUGAAAUGGUAGGAGUCGGGCAAGAUCGUUCUUGCGCAAUAGCCAGAUGCAGUUUAGUAGAUUAUCAAUGCAGAACACUUUGUGAUAUCUACGUAAAACCUGAUAAACCGAUAACGGACUAUCGGACGUUUGUCAGUGGUAUUCGACCAUGUCAUAUGAAAAAUGCAAUUAGCUUAGAAGAAGCAGUUUCAAUUAUUUCAGAACUGGUCAAGGACAAAAUAGUGGUUGGUCAUUCACUUUAUAAUGAUUUAAGAUUAUUAAACGGUCUGCAAAAGUUAGAUACGAGAGAUACAAUUAAAUGUGAAAGAUUAAAACUAAAGGCUUUAGCUGUUAACUGUGAAAAGAAAGGCUUAGCAAGUCUGUCUUAUUGUUUAUUGAAAAAGAAAAUUCAAGUGGGAGAACAUUGUUCCGUUGAAGACGCAGUAGCGACGAUGCAACUGUUCAAGUAUGCUCAUUUUGAUAUUAGACCUGAAGGAAACGAUUGUUUAUCGAGUUUGUUGACAGAUAAUUAUUGGCCUAGUAAUAUUUUUGAAUGUUGCGAUAGAUAAGGGGCUGAUUUGUUUUUAUAAGUGUUGUUGUAUUCGGUUAUAAAAUACUCUUUAUAAAAAAAACACUAUCAAAUGUUAGGCAAUUCUGAAUAUGAAAAUUACUUAAAUAUUUUUUAUCACUACUGUCUCAAUUACUGAAAAGAUAAGAUUUUUUUUAAAUAAUUUCAAUACAUUCAAAAAAUUAGGUUGAGUUGAUAGAUUUGCUAGCAAAAGUAUUUUGUUCUUAUUACAAAUGGAAUCCUAUCUUUCGUUUGACAGCUUCUUUUUAAGAUGAGAAUGAUUUUUUUAAGGUUUGUUGAGUCAAGAUGUUUUUGGCAAAUGGAAAGAUUCUAUUUUUAAUUCUGUAUAACCUCAAAAACAGAAGAUAAAAAGUUUCUGAAUGUGUUUCAACGCCAUCUAUAGUACAGGCAACAAAUGCUCUGUUGACCCCGCGAAUGACAAAGCUAGAGGAGAUUCUGUAAUCAAAAGCAAACAAGACAAAGUCGAUCGACAAACCAAGUAAUUAUACAAAAUAAACAAACCACCGCGAAAUCGAUUAAACACUCCCCUGUUCGGUUUUUAGCAAGACAAACAACGGCAUGUGGCUUGAUACAACGCAGACCACUUGUCAGAGUUUGCAAGAAAUAAAAACCGAGCAACAUUCACCUAAGUCGAAAAUAAAAAUCCGCUUUUCUCUUAUCUCGAUGAUAAAAACGAUAAAAUUUGACCGAGAAAUCACGUGGUUAAAUUAUUAUAAUUAGGCAACAAAAACUUAUAGGAUAAUAGUAGUUAAUUGUACGAAUUGCAUGCAGACAAGCAGGCGUCACAAAGUCAUUAAAUGAGCACCAAGAAGAUACAACUCAUCAAUUGUUUAUGAUUUAGGAGGUAGAGGAGGCGCCCUAGCUUCUUCCACUCUCCUUAAGAGAACUUCUAACCAACAAGGGCACUGUGUGACAUCUAGUCUCUUGUAACCUGGUCCCCAACCUUUGGCGAACGAAAUCCUUAAGGCCCGAUGAUCCACAGGACCUGGGAUAGCUCUGGAACAAGGGCAUUGCUUUCGGGAUGUAAGAUCCGCGAGCGUUGAAAAGGCAUUUACGCAAUGUUUCGGUGCUAAUCUUCUCACAGAAAAUGGGUCGUUACAGGAAUGCACGAAAAUGGGGUGAUCAGAGAGAUUGUAGACCCAAAUUCCAUCAUCUUCCUUACUUAGGCAUACGCCGCGUCCAAUUUUUGCUCUAGUUCUGUCUAUACUCGCUUCGGCAUCCGUCGAAUGGAGAACCCCUAAGCAGAGGUGUUCGGCACCAGUCUCCGUUCUGGGUCCAUCUGAAACGUGGACGGUCGAUGAGGUUAUGUGAUAAGUUCUAUGAAUUGGUGUCCUUUCUUCCCAGUAUCGUACUCUAGCCCAUGUAGUUAAGUUAGGAUCGUCUGAAAGGAUAACAAAAAUUUUAGGUAUAAAAUAUUUAGAAAUAGUUUAUUUAUUGUAUAAAAAGCGACUGUAUGCCCGACGGCAGAAAGGGAGAAAAACUUAUCACAUCUUAAAUUUUUUCUAAAAAUUACUCCAAGCUAAAUAGAUCGAGUUUGGAUUUAAGAAGUUAAACGGCUUUAAUUACAGGUAGUAAAGUGCAAUACUAAGUGAGAAAUUCAGCUAGCAGUUAGAUGUAGAUUGUUAAAAAGUGUCAAACGUCACAGUUUUCAGGUGGGCGCCCGCGGGCUCACCGUUACAUUUGCGUGAGAAAAUGUCCAUGGAAUCUAUAUAGAAAUGCAUAAAAGAAGGGAAGUAAAGGAAACUUUCCCUUUAACUCUUUGCUUUCUAUUUCGGGACCGAUAUUAGAAUUCUCCAAAGUACGAAAAAUAAACAGACGUUUCAGCAUCGUGUAUAGACAAUAUAAACAAAAUUUGCGCAAUACGUAUCAAUUCCCUAUCAUCUGAUUGACGGCAUAAUGUUUUCUAACACUACAUUUUUCUCGUAACAAAGGAUGACCGAUCGUUGAGCUCAUAUGGAAAGUAUAUCAAAUUUAUCUGUCAUGUUGCAUUGAGGAGAGAAAUAACUGGACAGUAAGACCCUAAAAAUAGCAACGACUAUCUCAGUUUACAAAGAAUAUGAGACAGAGAGGUAUAUUACGCAAGAAUUCAUCACAUGUCAGGAAUAUUUAAUUAUAGUUAUCAGCUCAAAUUAUAAUACAAGAGAAAUUACAUUAUCUUAAAUGAGAUUUGGCAUUUGGGAUAUGGUGACUAAGGAAAUUACAUUUUAUAGCCCUAGUUCGUGUUCAAUUUUUAUAAAUUUUAGACUCUAUAAAUUUAUUAUUCAUUAUAGCCUAGCUGAAUUCUGCAGCGGCACAAUUAGUGUCACUUGUUAAAAAAUUAAAAGCCGAACUAGCGUUUUUAUAUUCAUGUCUCCAGCUGACAAGUAGAACGCUGCGAGUAAAAAACUUAUACAAUUACUGGCGACAGUUGGUGAAUAAAGGCAAUAUUUAAAAAAAUCUGAGUUAUCAAAAA
Messenger RNA from Dimorphilus gyrociliatus, 3444 nucleotides. The record is from the annotation of a GenBank genome assembly. NCBI's taxonomy places the organism in Eukaryota, Metazoa, Annelida, Polychaeta, Dinophilidae.